Hemicordylus capensis (graceful crag lizard) is the source of this 927-nucleotide messenger RNA. RefSeq names its product olfactory receptor 10G6-like. Bases 1 to 927 code for a protein of 308 amino acids. Lineage: Eukaryota; Metazoa; Chordata; Lepidosauria; Squamata; Cordylidae. Gene Ontology annotation, cellular component: membrane. Gene Ontology annotation, biological process: G protein-coupled receptor signaling pathway. Gene Ontology annotation, molecular function: olfactory receptor activity; G protein-coupled receptor activity. The record is from RefSeq and is a predicted model, not a curated record. The transcript has a single exon.
AUGGAGUGUCCCAAUCAAACAGCCCCAACUGUUUUUGUCCUCUCUGGGCUCCCAUACCCACAAGAGAUGAAGGUCCCUUUGUUCCUCUUCUUCUUGCUCAUAUUUAUAUUAACCCUCUCUGGAAACUCCUUGAUCCUCUGGGUGGUAGCAUCUAACCUCAAACUGCACAAGCCUAUGUACUGGUUCCUCUGCCAUUUGUCUAUCCUAGACAUGGCUUUCUCUUCUGUGGUUGUUCCCAAAGUGAUUGUGGGAUUUUUUCCUGGUGGAAAGAUAAUCUCUUUUGUGGGCUGUGUGACACAGUUAUUUUUCUUCCACUUUAUUGGAUGUGCAGAAAGUCUUCUGUACACCUUGAUGGCUUAUGACCGCUUCCUGGCUAUUUGCAAACCCCUCAGGUACAACACCAUCAUGAACUGGAAAGCCUGCCUUAUCCUCUCCUUGGGUACAGUGAUUGGAGGCUGCCUGAACUCAGCUAUGGAGACAACCCUCACCUUUUGCUUGCCUUAUGGUCAGAGAAACCAAGUUGACUACAUCUUCUGUGACAUUCCUGCUGUGCUGAAGCUGGCUUGUGCUGACACAACACUUAAUGAGAUGGUGGCCUUCGUUGACAUUGGCCUUGUGGCCAUGACCUGCUUCCUCCUUAUUCUGACCUCUUAUGUCUAUAUUGUCUCAGCCAUUUUGAGGAUCAACAGUACUGAAGGGCGUCGCCGGGCCUUCUCUACUUGCUCAGCCCAUGUAACUGUGGUGGGUAUAUAUUACCUCCCUGUAGUUUACCACUAUCUGAGGCCAACAUCUCAGGGCUCGAUGGAUGGUGUGGUCAGCAUGUUCUACACCACAAUCACCCCAUUUCUGAACCCUGUCAUAUACACACUUAGGAACAAGGAUAUGAAGACUGCUCUGGGGAAACUCUGGGGUAAGAAUGCAGAGUAA